AUGGCGGCACAUCUCCCUAUUGAUUAUCAACAGCUAAGCGAUGCCCUUCAGACCUUCUUUCAAGAACAUCCAGAGGUGGAUGGCAAUGUUGGAAUAGAAGCUUAUGCACUUCUUCAACGGGCACAACAUGGCCUUAUUCAGUAUGCAACGGAUUUACAGGAGGUGGAAAGGGAGGCUGGAAAUGCAAGGGAAAUGUUUGAGCGAGAUCUAGCUGCUGCCAGUGGCCACCGAGUUGCUGUUGAAGUGGUUGCCCCUGAUGAAGAACCAAUCGGAGAAGACAAUGUCCCACCAGUACCUCCAGUUCCACCUGUUCCAGUGGUUACCCAACGGUCGGAAAAACUCCCAGACCCUGAAGUGUUUAGGGGAGAUCGCGAUCGAGAAAGACUACACCUAUUCAAGCAACAGAUGAGGAUCAAGUUAUUGGGAAAUGCCGAUCGCUUCCCCACACUACAGUCUAAGUUAUCCUAUGCAUUCAGUCGACUGGAGGGUGUUGCCGCUAACCAGUUCUUACAAUAUGUCGGAGAAGAAGGCAUCGCUUUGCCUUCCAUGUUACGGUUUUAUGAAAUCUUGGAUACUGCUUUCGGUGUAACGGGGGUGCCUUGA
Messenger RNA from Morchella importuna, 603 nucleotides. RefSeq lists its product as uncharacterized. Bases 1 to 603 code for a protein of 200 amino acids. The transcript has a single exon. NCBI's taxonomy places the organism in Eukaryota, Fungi, Ascomycota, Pezizomycetes, Pezizales, Morchellaceae. The record is from RefSeq and is a predicted model, not a curated record.